UAAAGGAUCGGCGCCAAAAUAGAAUGCUGGGGGAAGGAUUUCUCUGUCUCCUCAGGCGGCCCGUGGCGGUACGGUGCUCUGCGCGGGACAAGAGCCCUUGCAAGUGGCGGCUGUUGCUGCGGGAGGUUGGCGUUAUCGUUUCGUUCUCUCAUCGCCAGGGCUGUGUGACUGGGCCGCUUAGCAGGGCUCCUCUCUGCUUCCCCAGGCCCUGUGGAGAGGAGGCGGGGGCCGGGUCUUCUGCAGCGCCUUCGAGGUCAGUUUGCCGUCGCGUCUCUGAACUGAUGCCUGCGGAGCGAGAUGAGUAGGGACCUCAGAGGCAGGGGAUGCGCCCGGGGAAGAGGCUUUCAGGGGUGGCGAGGAGGAUGGCGAGGCGGAUGGCGAGGCAGAGAACAGAAAAGAGAGUGGAGAAGAAUGCCCGAACCUGUAAGAUCUCGACUAGUUCAAUCAACACUAGACCAGUUUAUUCCGUAUAAGGGCUGGAAGCUUUAUUUCUCUGAAGCUUAUGCUGACAAGUCUCCUUUUGUCCUGAAGACUCAAGCCUUCGAAAAGUUCUUCAUGCAACGCAUUGAGCUUUAUGAUAAGGAUGAAAUAGAAAGAAAAGGAAGUAUUCUUGUGGAUUAUAAGGAACUGAUACAAGAUAGAGAAUUAACUAAAUCGAUACCAAAUAUAUCUACUGAAUUAAGGGAUAUGCCUCAGAAAAUACUGCACUGUAUGGGUCUGGCAAUUCAUCAGGUGCUAACGAAGGACCUUGAAAGGCAUGCUGCAGAGCUGCAGGUGCAGGAAGGAUUACCACUUAAUGGAGAACCUAUAAUAAAUGUGCCUCUCAUUCAUGCUAGGGUAUACAACUAUGAUCCUUUAACUCAGCUGAAAAAUGUUCGGGCCAACUGCUAUGGAAAAUAUAUUGCCUUGCGUGGUACUGUUGUGCGUGUCAGUAACAUUAAGCCUCUCUGCACUAAGCUAGCUUUUGUCUGUGGCAAAUGUGGAGAUGUUCAGAGUGUUCCUCUACCUGAUGGAAAGUACACUCUUCCAAGUAAGUGCCUUGUUCCUGAGUGCCGUGGCCGGACCUUCACAGCUGACAGAAGCUCUCCUUUAACCACUACAGUGGACUGGCAGUCUGUUAAGGUGCAGGAGCUCAUGUCAGAUGAUCAGCGAGAAGCAGGCCGAAUCCCUCGCACAAUUGAAUGUGAACUGGUUCAAGAUCUUGUGGACAGCUGUGUCCCAGGAGAUAUGGUCACAAUUACGGGGAUAGUAAAGGUGUUGAACACUGAGGAAGGAGCUUCCAAAAAUAAGAAUGACAAGUGUAUGUUCUUGUUGUACAUUGAGGCAAAUUCUGUCAGCAACAGUAAAGGACAAAAACCAAAGAAUUUUGAUGAUGAUACUUUCCAAAGAUCGUUCAUGGAGUUUUCACUUAAAGACCUCUAUGCUGUUCAAGAAAUUCAAGCUGAGGAAAACCUGUUCAGGCUCAUUGUGAACUCUCUUUGUCCUGCAAUCUAUGGUCACGAGAUAGUAAAGGCAGGUUUGGCCCUGGCGUUGUUUGGAGGAUGUCAGAAGUUUGUAGAUGACAAGAACAGAAUCCCGGUGCGAGGAGAUCCACAUGUUCUGGUCGUUGGAGAUCCAGGAUUAGGAAAAAGUCAAAUGUUGCAAGCAGUGUGUAAUGUUGCUCCUCGAGGUGUGUAUGUUUGUGGUAAUACUUCUACCAGCUCUGGCCUGACUGUUACACUGUCUAGAGAUGGCAGUUCUGGAGAUUUUGCCUUGGAAGCUGGUGCUUUAGUGCUUGGAGAUCAAGGUAUUUGUGGAAUAGAUGAAUUUGAUAAGAUGGGAAACCAGCAUCAGGCUUUGUUGGAAGCCAUGGAACAGCAAAGUAUCAGUCUUGCCAAGGCUGGCGUUGUUUGCAGUUUGCCAGCUCGGACGUCUAUUGUUGCUGCAGCAAACCCAGUUGGAGGACAUUAUAACAAAGCCAAAACAGUGUCUGAGAACUUAAAAAUGGGGAGUGCUUUACUGUCGAGAUUUGACUUAGUUUUCAUUUUGCUGGACACCCCAAAUGAAGAUCACGAUCACUUGCUGUCUGAGCAUGUGAUGGCAAUCCGAGCCGGAAAGCGGGCAGCAUCCAGCAGCGCUGUUGUGACUCGUACCAACAUGCAGGAUUGCUCUGUUCUUGAAGUUGUUUCAGAUCGACCACUGCUUGAAAGACUAAAGAUCUUACCAGGAGAAAACUUUGAUGCUAUUCCACAUCAGUUGCUGAGGAAGUAUGUUGGAUAUGCUCGGCAGUAUGUUCAUCCAAAUUUAUCUCCAGAAGCUGCUCAGGUCCUCCAGGAAUUCUACCUUGAGCUUCGGAAACAGAAUCAAGGAGUAGACAGCACACCAAUCACCACACGGCAGCUAGAGUCGCUCAUUCGACUUACAGAGGCACGGUCAAGGCUGGAAUUAAGAGAGAAAUCUACCAAGGAAGAUGCUGAGGAUGUAAUAGAAAUAAUGAAAUAUAGCAUGCUCGGAACCUACUCUGAUGAGUUUGGAAAACUGGACUUUGAACGUUCACAGCAUGGGUCUGGGAUGAGCAAUCGGUCACAAGCAAAAAGAUUUGUUUCUGCCCUUAACAGUAUUGCAGAGACAACUUACAACAAUCUCUUUGACUUGCAACAGCUUCGACAGAUUGCAAAGGAGCUACAAAUACGAAUCAGCACUACCAACAAGUUGGUGUGCAACAAUAUUUGUCCUCUGUACAAUCUUCCACCGUGUGGAUCGUGUCCACCUAACUUCAUCUGGAUCUUUGGAUGACUGCUUAUUGUCCACAUCAUCAUAAAUCAUCUCUCCAGCAUGGCUAAUUCCCUCUGGUACUGAAUACCCCUCUCUGCUGUGCUCCACUUGCCUGGAUGACAUAUGUCAUAUUGAAGGGAUACCUUUCCUUCACACCUGACAGGAUCAGUCCCUAGAGGCUGAAGGCUUGUGCCCUUUUUCCAAUGGCUUUCCCUAGAAAGGGAUCCCAGCUGCUUGGCUUCCCUACCCUCCAGUUCCAGGCUACUGGCCUCAUUAUCCCAGCAUCAGAGCAGCCAGGUGCCAAUGUGCUCAUCUGGAUGACCACUGAAGUCUUUCUGCAUGCCUUGCAGCUCACUUGGGGAUAGGGAUCAGGUGGUUACAGUCUCAUUUAUGGGUUGUACCUUUUUUCCUGUUGGCCCUGCAUUUUUAUCAUCCCAUACUAAAUAAGAUGACUUGUACUUCCAAAAUGUCUUCAUGUGUACAGGGGUGACUGAUACCAGCAUGGGCUGGUUCUGUGGUUCAGCUGCAGUGCCUGCUGCUUUGUCAUCAGGUCCAGAGGCCUUCUCUUCCCAGUGGGGGUACUGAAUAGGAUGCAUAGACAUGGGCCAGGCCCCAACACCUUGCAGGGAUUUGUGUGUCUCUGGAUGUGCCAGGGUGACAGCAUACUUCUUCCAAAUACUCUACUAAUUUCAGGAUUCUGCACUUGUUUGGAGGUGAAGUUGCAAAACACUGGAGGUGUCCACCAUCCUGGGUACUUGCACAUACAAUCCCACAUACCCUACCACUCAUAGGUAUCCAGCCUCAGGGCAGAUCUCUGGCUGGUAUUCUUAUAUAGCUGUUUAAACAAGACCUGAAAUACAAUCAGGAGUAGGAGUAGCAGGAACAUGCUGCUCCCAGCUGUGAUAAACAGCACAACAAGGACCAUAUACUGCAAGUAAGGUGUUACAGAACACAACCCUGAGAGCAAGCACAAUGCUGACAGCAAAUGAAUCAACACUGUGACCAGAGACUAUCAAAUUAAUACAAAUGUUUAAGAAUAAAAUUGUUCUGAUGUGCUCUGGUCAGAUUUGUCAUUAUCCCAAUCUGUUGAGCCCCACGCUGUGCAACAGAAAGGACUUGUGAUUUAACCCUAACCAGUGACUGAGCCCCACCCCCCCCUGGUGGGAAAGAGUAGAAGUGAGAAAACUCUUGAGAAAAAACCAGUUUAAUAAUUGAAAUAAUGAUUUGUAUAAUCUUUUAUUAAGUGAUGCCUGAUGCCAUUGCUCACUACCUGCAGGAGUCCCUGAGGAGUGUGUUGUUCCCCCUGCCCCAGCUUUUCCCUAGUUUAUACACUGAGCAUGAUGCCAUAUGGUAUGGAGUAUCCCUCUGGUCAGUUUGGAUCAGCUGUCCUGGCUGUGUCCCCUCCCAGCUUCUUGUGCAUUUCCAGCCUUCUCAGGCAGUAGAGCAUGAGAAGCCAAAAAGUCCUUGACUGGUGCAAGCACUACUUAGCAACAACUAUGCCAUCUGUGUGUUAGCAACAUUACUCUCAUACUAAAUCUAAAACCACCUACUACUAGGAAGAAAAUUAACUACCCAAGCUGAAACCAGAAUGCUGUGUAUCUCUGUUCCUGCCACAGAAGAAUGUGUGUGCAGUUAAGUGCUGAAUGUUUCCUGACUUUUAUGAAAUUAAAAUCAUGGUCUAGUGCAAUAAGAUGGCAGAUGAGAAGCAUUCAGUGUUUGGAAAAAAAAAUUCAAGAAUACAUUGUUGAUACUUCUGUUUUCCCCUUUUCACUUUGCCUAUGAUAUGUAAAUUGCAAGGUAAGAAAAUAAGCUUCAGUAUUUCUGCCUUUUUUUGUUAAGUGACGCAAGGAUCUGAUCUACAGCGUGCUUCCACAGCAAUUUUUGUAUGAAAAUACAAGCUUUAUAGAUUUGAAAGAACACGCUACGCUGCUCAGUGCUGCCUCAGUGUGACCCUACUUCAGUAUACUUGAAGUUGAAAACUAAUUUGAGUGAUGAGAUGCCUAAGAGAAAACUAAGAAAUUAUAGCUCUACAUCUGAACUCAAGUGGCAAGCAGUCUGCUCUUCCCAAGUUUUGCUUGGGUAACUGUGGUUAACAGCUUUUUAUUAAAGUAUGAACUGUCAGUCUGCGUGGGCAUAUGGUAGUUGUCAUCUGUCUGUGAGGGUUAGGGUCUGGGCAGCAGAGAAGACACCUUCUCGCAAAUUGGGAGUUAAUCCUAUAUAAGGGUGCAACCUACUGUAUCAACUAAUGGGAAUUAGGUGUUAUGCAUUGAUUUUAAUCUUUGCCAACAGAUUAAUGCAGGGUUUGUUGUGGGUUUCUUAAUUUUAUUUUCCACACAUAAGAAAUCAUCUCAGACUUGCAUAAUAUAACCAGGACAUAAUGGGUAGAGAACAGAACUGGAAUUUCAGAAGCAGGGUUCCACCUCUCCUUCUCUGGAAUUCUGGGGCCUGUGCUCAGAACCACAGAAUGGCAGAUGUGGGAAGGGACCCACCCCCCUGCUCAAGCAGGGCCACCUAGAGACAGGUGCCCAGGUCUGUGUCCAGGUCGGGGUUGAGUAUCUCUGCAGCUGGAGACUGCAUCCUCUAUUCUGCAGCAGUGCUUUCCAGUCAGUAGGCCACCAGCAUGUACUGGGACCUGGGCUAUCCCUCCCCAGGUGCAGGACUCUGCACUUCCCCUUGCUGAGCUUCACGGGGUUCCUGUCAGACCAAUUUUCCUGCCUGUUGAGGUCCCUCUGACAGGCAGCAUGACCCUCUGGUAUAUCAGCCACUCCUGCUUUUGUAUCAUCUGUGAACUUGCUGACAGUGCACCCUGUCCCAGCAUCCGGGUCAGGUUCUUCUACUCCAGCCUUCACCCUCCCCACAGUUAAAAUUCAAAAAAGAAGAUAAAAAGCUGCUACCUCUAAAUUGAUGUGAUAAAGGAAUUAAUAGAUUAACAAGGUCAUACACAUUUUAGCUAAUCUUUCUCCAUUCUUUCAGACAACUGUGGAAGAGGUAGAGUUAAAUAUACUAUGUGUGACUACUUGGGUUUUUUAAGACUACCUUUGUCCUGUCAGUGUUGACUACUGUGUGUGAAACUGAUUGAACACUGGGGGUCAAGCCUUAUAUGCGUGAUAAACUGAUGCCAGAAAUAUGAAAAAUAACAAUGUCUCUUAG
This is a messenger RNA of Phalacrocorax carbo (great cormorant), 5904 nucleotides long. The record is from RefSeq and is a predicted model, not a curated record. Lineage: Eukaryota; Metazoa; Chordata; Aves; Suliformes; Phalacrocoracidae.